AUGGAAAGGUGGAAAGAAAUCCCUUUGUCCAAAGAAGAAGAGGAAGGAGUCACUAUUGAAGCAGAAGAGGAGCAGGGUGGAGAUGUUUUUGAACGUACGUUAGCCGGGAAAUUGUGGACGGAAAAUAGAUUCAACUCUAAAGCCUUUAUCUCUACUAUAACUGGAGCCUGGAAGCUUAGGAAUCCCAUUGAAACACAGGAGCUAAGUAACAACCUGUUUCUUUUUCGAUUCAGUACAAAGAGGGAUCUGGAAAAUGUCAUGCGAAAUGGGCCUUGGAGCUUUGACAGGUACCUUCUCGUCCUCGACAGAGUCUCUGGAGAGGAACAGCCUUCGGAUCUAAAGAUGCAUUAUGGUGAAUUCUGGGUCCGCAUCUAUGAACUUCCAUUAAUGUUGCGCUCUGAGGCAAUAGCACAGAAGAUGGGGAACAUUAUUGGAGAGUUUGUGGAAAUGGACAUGAGAGAAGCACACAGAAACGGCCGUUUUCUCCGGGUUAAAGCGAAGAUUGAUCUCAAAUCAUCUCUCAAACGGGGCACUGUGGUUCGGUUCAAAGGGAAGAAUCUUCGAGUCUACUUCAAAUAUGAGAGGCUUCCCACAUUCUGCUUCGUCUGUGGUAGACUGGGUCACCAGAUCAAGGAUUGUGAAGAGAUCGAUGAUUUGGGAGAUGAAGGAUAUGAGGACUUAGAGGAACAAGAAUUAUCCUAUGGAGCAUGGCUGCGAGCAUCUCCAUUACCAAGAACAGGUGAAGAGCAAAAGAAAAAGGAAUCCAGUUCUAGCACAUGCAGCAAGAGCCUCUUCAGCGUAUCGUCUAGCCAGAGCAGAUGUGACAACAAAACAAAUUUGAUUGAAGGUGAGGUGGGGGGGGAAGGAGUAAUAGAGAAAGGCAAGACGGGGAGGGAUUCGGGGAAGAAAGUCAAUUCGGGGAAGGAGAUAGUAGCAGAAACCAGCAUAGCAGGUAAAGAAAUUGAAGCGGUGGCUGAAUCUUUGGGGGCAGUGGGCAUUUCAAAUAAAGAACCGGAGAAAGGUACCAACCAGCAAUCAAUAUCGCCAAAAAAAUGCAAAAAAUGGACUAGGAAGCAGACAACCAGGAAGGUGGGAGCAAGAGCAACAAAGAAACAAAUGGCUUUAGAGAUGGGCAAAAGACAACUAGUAGAUGUGAUGAUUGUAGAAGGAACACUGGAGGAUAGGGAUAGAGGUAGCAGUGAGAAGAAACUCAAAAGUCAAGCAAACAGCCCAAAUGUAGUACCCAAGUUACCAGAGGUGGUGUUGGAAGACCAACACCGCCUGCACCAAUGA
Molecule: messenger RNA, 1293 nt
Organism: Vicia villosa (hairy vetch)
Lineage: Eukaryota; Viridiplantae; Streptophyta; Magnoliopsida; Fabales; Fabaceae
Exons: 1
Coding region: 1-1293 (430 amino acids)
Molecular function (GO): nucleic acid binding; zinc ion binding
Source: RefSeq, a predicted model, not a curated record